AUGUUUGAUUGGGAUACGGAUUCGUUCAUGUCCGCAUGGGACAAAAAGUACGUCUCUACUAAUGUCAAGGCCGAGGCACGGCCGUACGAUAGAGACCUCUUUUUAGGCCUCAACUCCAAGUUGGCCACCUCUCAACCCGAGCUACGGAGCUACAGCCAUGCAAUCAUUGCUGCGGCAUGUUGUGCCGUUGGCCGCGCAGACGUUGUCGGGAGGUUCUUUGACGAUAUCACGUUCGAUUCAACUACAGAGGUAUCGGAAAAGACCUUUCUUUGCCUGAGAGAAGCCAUCACCAUCGUCUUCCCAUACAUUGGAAUGCCGACCUGCAUUCCCGCAUGCUAUGGCAUGAUUGGCGUUGUGCAGCGAAAAGGACCUGCGUAUGCCUCGACCCGAGUUCUCCGGAAGACCACAGUCGAUGAGGACGAUGUCAAAAAGGGCCGCGAACUUCGCUCCCGGAUCUACAGCGGAGUUGGUAACUCAGACAUCUUCAGCUUGAUGGAUAAAUACUUUACAGACUUGUUCACCUGCUCAACAGUUGUUACAUGGGGUUAUCUCAUCUCAAAAGCCAACGAAGAGGUUUUCCAGCCUCAGCAGUCGCACUUGAUCAUUGCAGCCUCUAUAGCGGCAUUGGGGGCCACUCGACAGACAAAGAGCCACAUCAAAGCUACACUGGGAAUUGGGAACUCGGUUGCAUGCGUCAAGAGCGUUCUGGCAGUUAUCGCAACAAUUACUGAAUGGGCAGAUCGUCCUAUUGGUACUUUUGAUGUAGAUGCCCUUUCUCAGGAGAGUCAGAAGGCACUGAAGGGGUGA
Messenger RNA from Fusarium keratoplasticum, 807 nucleotides. RefSeq lists its product as uncharacterized. The transcript has 3 exons. Lineage: Eukaryota; Fungi; Ascomycota; Sordariomycetes; Hypocreales; Nectriaceae. Bases 1 to 807 code for a protein of 268 amino acids. The record is from RefSeq and is a predicted model, not a curated record.